AUGCCCUCCUACCCACCUCGAGGACAAGGUACCGAAGAUGAGAUGGCCGGUGGUGGACACUCGAUGAUGGAUGGUCCGCAGCCGACCUCAGCGGACCGGUACGCCGCGGUGCCGACGAACCACGACUCGAACCUCGCCUACGCGGCGUACUCGACCCCUUACGACUCGACUAUGACGGAGGAAAUGGACCCCGCGCUCGGCUCACCGUCGCUCGUCCACGACGAAGUGCCCACUAGGCCUCCUACGCGCAGCCACAGCGUCGCGUCGUAUAGUGAUCACCACGGCGGCUCGUACGUGCGCUACGACGGCGCCGCGGCGUCGACGUAUUCUCUCGGCGUCGACGGUCAGUCGCAGCUGGGCCUGAAUCCGCGCUCGGGAAGCGGACUCGGGGUAUACGACAAGUACGAAGAUCACGAGAUGAGCGACAAGACGAGUGCAGGGCAGCGAGGGACUGCGAACGUCGCCCGCGGUCGCACGCUCGUCAAGAAGGGCACGACUGGAUUUUGGGCCACUCUGUCAAGUCGCGGGCGCAAGUUCUUGCUCCUCGCCGUGCUCGUCGUCUUGCUCCUCAUCGCCGUCGCGGUCGCGAUCCCGACGGCCAUCGUGACGCGCAACAAUGAACGCAAGGCCAACAACGCCUUGGCCGCCGACGGCUCGUCGUCAGCAGCACCGACGGCGCCAGGUUCGGCCGCGCCUUCAUCGGCCGCUGUACCUCUCACGACCUCGGCGACGCCGACGACGACGGCAUUCCAGGGAAUCCCAACGGGUGCGAACGGGUCCGCGGACUGGCGUACAGCACCGUUCAGAGGUGAUGGGUCGAUCGUCUACACUGAGAGCGGGUCGUCGUUCGUGUACAACAACAGCUUUGGCGGCUUUUGGGUGUCGAUCCCGUUCAACGACUCGGCGCGCGCGCAGGACGAUGUCCCGCCGCUGAACGAGCCGUGGGACUAUUCGACGACGCUCAUCAACGGCGUCAAUCUCGGCGGUUGGCUCGUGACCGAACCUUUCAUCGUUCCUGCGCUGUACGAACCAUUCAAUUCCGCGAGCGACUCGCGCACGGCGACGAACCGCGCGAUCGACGAGUGGACCUUGUCCGAGGCGCUUGGCACGAGCCUGACUUCGGUCAUGACGAACCACUACGAGACUUUCAUCACCGAACAGGACUUUGCCGAGAUCGCGAGUGCGGGCCUGAACUGGGUGCGCAUCCCGAUCGCGUGGUGGCUCGUCGAGGCGUGGGAGGGCGAACCGUUCCUCGCAAAUGUCGGGUGGACGUACUUUCUCAAGGCUAUCGGCUGGGCGCGCAAGUACGGUCUGCGCCUCAACCUCGAUCUCCACGCCGUCCCCGGCUCGCAGAACGGCUACAACCACUCGGGCCGCCAGGGGACCGUGAAUUUCUUGAACGGCGUGAUGGGGAUUGCGAAUGCGCAGCGCACGCUCGAUUGCAUCCGCACCCUGACCGAGUUCAUCAGCCAGCCCCAGUACAGCAACGUCGUACCGAUGUUUAGUGUGCUCAACGAGCCACUUGGCCUGUUGGCGAUCGACGUCGAGUCGCUGCGUCACUUGUAUGUUGCCGUCGGACUCUUGCGCCGGCACGUGGUGGCGCACUCGAGCUAACUUUUCCCUGCUUCCAUUAUCUUCGACUCGCACAGUUAUUGGGAAACGUAUUCAAUGAUGCGCCAAAUCACGGGCUAUGGCACGGGCUAUGGCACGGGCUAUGGCACGGGCAAAGGUCCCUUCAUUUCGUUCCACGACGGCUUCAUGAACCUCAAUUCGACCCGCGACGGUGGGUGGAUGGGGUGGAUGCCCGGAUCGGACCGCGUCUCGCUCGACACGCACCCGUACCUGUGCUUCUCGGAACCCAACAACGACGGCAUGACGUACCAAGCCGCGAAGCCGUGCAUGUACUGGGCCGACAAGAUGAACGUGACGACGCAGCAGUUUGGGCUUGCGAUCGCGGGUGAGUGGAGUCUCGCGAUCAACGACUGCGGCAAGUGGCUCAACAACGUCGGCAACGGCAACCGGUACAACGGCACGUACUAUCUCCCCAGCACGGGAGCGACGACGCCCCGCUUCGCCGGCGUCGGGAGCUGCGAUGUGUGGAACGUGAGUCGUCUCUUUCCUCUUCGGUGGGGAGAGGUAAACUUGACUGCGCACGGAUGGCAGACUAACAUCCCGGCUCCCGCUUUGCUACCACCGGCAGGACUACACGAGGUGGAAUCAAACGAUCAAGGACGGGUUCCGACUCGUCGCAACGGGCCAUAUGGACGCUUUCCGCCAUUGGUUCUUCUGGACGUGGAAGACGGGCUACUCCAACACGCUCGGCCGGAUCGCCAACCCGAUGUGGAACUACCAACUCGGAUUCGAGAACGGGUGGAUUCCGCCCAACCCGCGCGAGGUCGUUGGCGCUUGCCAGUCGCUCGUCCGCAACAACGGCUUCACCGUCGCGUUGGGUUCGAACCCGGCGCCGACGCUCGCCCCGUGGAUGACGGGCGGGAGUGGAGCCGGGACGCAGCAAAACGCGGCGAUGAGUCGCAGUUACACGCGGUGGCCGCCGGUCUCGCUCGGUACAUUGAACGCAGCCAACUUGCCGCAGUACACCCCGACGGCACCGGUCGUGACCAUGCCCGUCGCGACGCCGACGAGCUACCCGAAUGGAUACUCGGCCGUCACGAACCCCGGCAACGGGUGGCACAACACAGGCGAUGCCAAGGGCUUCAUGACUGAAAUUGCCGGGUGCACCUAUCCCGAUCCGUGGCAGGGUGUAUCAGCGACAGUACCUUCGAGACCCUGCACGGGCGGUGCACGAAUGGUCAAGAAGAAUGUCGUCGUCGAGCGCGGGCCGGCCCCGACGCCUCCUCCUCGACCGGUCGGCUAG
Messenger RNA from Microbotryum saponariae, 2875 nucleotides. The record is from the annotation of a GenBank genome assembly. Lineage: Eukaryota; Fungi; Basidiomycota; Microbotryomycetes; Microbotryales; Microbotryaceae.